This is a messenger RNA of Macrobrachium nipponense, 2540 nucleotides long. RefSeq lists its product as uncharacterized. NCBI's taxonomy places the organism in Eukaryota, Metazoa, Arthropoda, Malacostraca, Decapoda, Palaemonidae. The record is from RefSeq and is a predicted model, not a curated record. The transcript has 4 exons. The annotation marks the transcript as partial.
GCACACUGUUAUCAUUGCUUCUUGGUGCAAGUGCCAUUACGGCACAAUUUCAAGUUCCUCUAUUAUCGCAGUUUGUCCCCUCCAAUCCUCCAAUCACCCCGGGCAGCAGCACCUUAUUCUCCCCACCCCCGCCCCGUCCCUCCCACCCCAUCUAAACCAUCGUUACACCAGGCUACCACUCCGAAACAAGUGCCAAGCCUGGAAAGCCUACUGGAAUUAAAGGCCCCGCCCCCACCAGACGGUAUCUUCACCGCAUCCCCCAAAUUCGAAGACAGCCCCCUUCGAGCCCUGGGAACGUCUAGGGCACCUGACAGAAAGCAAAAAGCAUUGUUUAUCACAGAAGCUCGCUUCCUCGAAACGCCAGGUGAACAAGAGAGUGGCCAGGUGUCUGAAGAACUGACACCAAGGCCUUUCGUAGCGUCGCCAACGACAAUCAGAUUUACCCUGGACGAUGUCCCCGAUUUCCUAGAACCCUCAGUGUUCCCGACUAUAGGUCACACAGACUUCUCUUCCUCUGCUUCAGACGAAUCUGGUACUGUCCUGGAAAACCCUUUUACUAAGGAGGAAGUAAAUGAAGAAACUCCCGCACUUGGUACAAACAACCCAGAUACCAAGACGCACCUCUUCAUCUUGACGUCAACAGAAGAUGCCCAAGAAACCACGACAUGGACGCCUAGUACCCUCUUUGCGAGUACCCCGGACUUUUCAGAGAAAGAGCAGUUGACUUCUACCCCAUUUUCAUUCUCCUCCAUCCCAGACAGCGAUACAAGUUUCCGACCUUCUUUUGUUUUUCCAUUCCUCGACCACUCAUCAGAACAGCAGAACCUAUUCGCAGCAGUGGAAACGAGGAAUCCGAGCGUAUCUUCUUUCCUGCGAUCAGAGGCACCCAAUUUUCUUGAGAGCAGCCCUGAAAUCUUUGAAUUAAAUCCCGUUAGGGUAGAAACGGAGGUUACGAAGAAAGAACCGGCAACAGGUAUACUACCUGUGGGUAAUGACCGAACCCUGAGCAAAACACCUGUACCCAAGCCCAUCAUUUUCAGUGACCAAGAGAAAGCUGGUGAAACCAUUACCGAGAGUGUUACUAAGCCAGACAAGCCUCUCCCCACAAGAAAGACCUUCCACUUCGAGCAAGAAUUCCUGUCCCUCUUGAAAAAGAACAACCCGCGCGAGAAGAGCCGACCUGAGAAGAACGAACCCUCUUUUGAAUCGAAUCCGUUCUGGUUCACUGAACAGAGGGACGUCAAUGAGGGAGUAUGGAGAUUAAAAGGCGGUGAGAGAGCACCGACGCUCGAUCUGGUGUCCCAAGAUUCCAUUGUCUCCCCGAUCACACUUAAAAACACACUGGGCGGCCUCUUCAGCGCCUCGAUAAGAGGACUCACGCCCACGAAACAGAAGAGCGAAGCGUCGCUCAAAAUACUGGACGACCGGGAAGAGCCGGUCACUGACGUCGGGAUAACAGUCAAAUCCUUGGCCCAGGGUGGUCUUUCCUCCAGCGCCUUUGAAACCAAGGGAAUCACAACCACCAUCAAACCGCUGAUUCUCAACCAGAAUUUCUCUGAGACGAGACUGAAAUUAGGUGCCUCCACCCCAGCAGGACUGACGUCACACGGGCCCAAGAUAGUGCCUGUUGGGGAAGUGGGCGAAGUGCCCCACGACACGGAUGGUGCCACGGCCAUACCACUGCCGAGCCUCUCUGCCACUCUCAAACACGGCGUCCAGAGUCUAAACGUGACGGCUUGGGUAUCGGGCUGCCCUAAGCUGUAUGGCAAAGCAGAGCUCAUCUGCGUCAUCGAACACGAUGCAAUCAGCAACACAGCUAUGGCGGUGAGAGAGCACCGACGCUCGAUCUGGUGUCCCAAGAUUCCAUUGUCUCCCCGAUCACACUUAAAAACACACUGGGCUGGCCUCUUCAGCGCCUCGAUAAGAGGACUCACGCCCACGAAACAGAAGAGCGAAGCGUCGCUCAAAAUACUGGACGACCGGGAACCAGAACUGACGUCACACGGGCCGAAGAUAGUGCCUGUUGGGGAAGUGGGCGAAGUGCCCCACGACACCGAUGGUGCCACGGCCAUACCGCUGCCCAGCCUCUCCGCCACUCUCAAACACGGCGUCCAGAGUCUAAACGUGACGGCUUGGGUAUCGGGCUGCCCUAAGCUGUAUGGCAAAGCAGAGCUCAUCUGCGUCAUCGAACACGAUGCAAUCAGCAACACAGCUAUGACGGUGAUGUGGAAGAAGAAAUCCUUCACAGAGGGUCGUCCUCAGGAGCACAUCAUGGCCGAGAACGACCUCCUCAUGAUGGAGGAUGAGAGAUUCUCCCUCAGGCAAAACGAAGGGCGGUACACCCUCACCAUCAAGGACUUCCGGCCCAAGGACUGCGGGACGUACGAAUGUGAAGCCAAGGCGGCUGACACGACGGCCGCCUCGCAGUUACUACUCUUUACAUGUCACUAGAGUGUUAAGAAUUAUUUAUAUAUGUAAUAUAAUAGCUCACAAAUAUGUAAGCGCAUAUACAGAUACAUAUACAUACAAAACAACAAGUU